UUCUGUACUGAGCGUACAAUAUUCACCAUCGACCUUCUCCUGCCAGAAUCCUUGUUUGUACACCACCUCGACUGAUUUCUGCAUCUGCCGCAGCUCAAUAACCACAAAGACAUAACUCGCAAUGACGUCAAUAGGAACAGGUUACGAUCUGUCCAACUCCGUCUUCUCUCCCGAUGGUCGAAACUUCCAGGUCGAAUAUGCGGUAAAGGCCGUGGAAAACGGAAACACCUGCAUCGGCAUAAGAACAAGACAUGGCGUCGUCCUGGCCUGCGAGAAGAUCAUCUCCUCGAAGCUUCUCAAACCAGGUACCAAUAAGAGAAUAUCCACAGUAGAUCGCAACUCAGGUGUUGUAUGUUCGGGUCUUUUACCUGACGCCCGGCAUCUCACCAGCAGAGCAAGAGAUGAGGCUAGCAGUUGGCGACAGACGUACAAAGCUCCAAUCCCGAUCAGUGCCCUAGCGUCGCGGAUGGGAGGCUACGUUCAAGCAUACACGCUUUACUCAUCUGUACGGCCAUUUGGAGUCACAGCGAUUUUAGGUGGCUGGGAUUCGGAAACCGAGCUUGGUGUAGAUGGCCAGGUCGGCUUUGGACCAAAAGUUGGCGCGGGUGGAAAGUUCGAAGAAGAAGCAGUGAAAAGAGGAGGUCCAGGUCUUUACAUGAUCGAACCCAGCGGGUUAUAUUGGGGGUAUUAUGGAGCUGCUACGGGCAAAGGACGACAAGCCGCGAAAGCAGAACUCGAGAAACUGGACCUAGGCUCACCCACGUGCCCUCUUACGCUCAAAGAAGCCGUGAUGGAGGCAGCAAGAAUCAUCUACGUUGCUCAUGAAGAUUCAAAAGACAAGGAAUUCGAGCUUGAGAUGAGCUGGAUCUCGGCCUUGGAUGGUCCCACAAAAGGCAGGCACGAGCAAGUUCCGCAAGAGCUGUUAGAAGAGGCCGAGAAAGCAGCAAAGAAAAGCUUGGAAGGCGAGGACGAAGAUGAGGACGAAGAGGAUGCUAUGCAAGAGUAAUAGCUCGUUUUGCCACCCUUCAUAGCAUUGUAGCACUACUGGCGUUCCAAGAUGGAUCAAUAGGUCGGGUCUUGUCAUGCAAAAGAGCCUGAGGACUUGAACACGGACUUUUUAUUUUUGUGAGACCCAUGUUCUGUUCUGUAACCUAGCCAAAUUCAUCGAGUGAGCUGUCUCUCGAUGCUGUAUCCUAUGCAUGUGAAACGACAACGGCUACUGUCUAUCUUCAAGAAGAUGCAAUUUU
This is a messenger RNA of Exophiala oligosperma, 1247 nucleotides long. RefSeq lists its product as uncharacterized. Gene Ontology annotation, cellular component: proteasome core complex, alpha-subunit complex; nucleus; proteasome core complex. The record is from RefSeq and is a predicted model, not a curated record. Lineage: Eukaryota; Fungi; Ascomycota; Eurotiomycetes; Chaetothyriales; Herpotrichiellaceae. The transcript is spliced from 3 exons. Bases 122 to 1006 code for a protein of 294 amino acids. Gene Ontology annotation, biological process: ubiquitin-dependent protein catabolic process.